Chrysochloris asiatica (Cape golden mole) is the source of this 3805-nucleotide messenger RNA. RefSeq names its product histone deacetylase complex subunit SAP130-like. Lineage: Eukaryota; Metazoa; Chordata; Mammalia; Afrosoricida; Chrysochloridae. Gene Ontology annotation, biological process: negative regulation of transcription by RNA polymerase II. The record is from RefSeq and is a predicted model, not a curated record. Bases 1 to 3057 code for a protein of 1018 amino acids. The transcript is spliced from 20 exons. Gene Ontology annotation, cellular component: Sin3-type complex.
AUGAGUUCUCAACAGUUUCCUCGUUUAGGAACCCCUUCCACUGGGUUAGGCCAAGCCUCUUCACAGAUUUCAAAUAGUGCUUCUUCAGGAUUGAUAAAUCCAACUGCUACAGUCAAUGAUGAAUCAACUCGAGAUGCUGAAGUCACUGCCAGGGAGCACCUGGGUUCUAGUAGCUCCCUCCAGUCCCGUGAAGAGAAACAAGAGCCUGUUGUAGUAAGACCCUAUCCACAGGUCCAGAUGUUGUCUACACACCAUGCUGUUUCAUCGGGCACACCCGUCACAGUAACAGCCCCACCAGCACAUCUGACGCCAGCAGUGCCACUCUCAUUUUCAGAGGGACUUAUGAAGCCACCACCAAAGCCCACCAUGCCUAGCCGUCCUAUUGCUCCCGCUCCACCUUCUACCUUGUCACUUCCCCCCAAGGUUCCAGGGCAGGUUACCGUUACCAUGGAGAGUAGCAUCCCUCAAGCGUCAGCAAUUCCUGUGGCAACAAUCAGUGGACAACAGGGACAUCCCAGUAACCUGCAUCAUAUCAUGACUACAAACGUACAGAUGUCUAUCAUCCGCAGCAAUGCUCCUGGGCCUCCUCUUCACAUAGGAGCUUCUCAUUUACCUCGAGGUGCAGCUGCUGCUGCAGUGAUGUCUAGUUCUAAAGUAACCACUGUCUUAAGACCAACUUCUCAGUUGCCAAAUGCUGCUACAGCACAACCAGCAGUGCAGCACAUCAUUCACCAACCGAUCCAGUCUCGGCCACCUGUGACCACCUCGAAUACCAUCCCUCCUGCUGUGGUAGCAACUGUCUCAGCCACCAGAGCUCAGUCGCCAGUCAUUACUACAACAGCAGCACAUGCUACUGAUUCAACGCUUAGUCGGCCAACUUUGUCUAUCCAACAUCCACCAUCUGCAGCAAUUAGUAUUCAGCGUCCUGCCCAGUCACGAGAUGUAACGACAAGAAUAACACUACCAUCUCAUCCAGCAUUAGGAACGCCAAAACAGCAGCUUCACACCAUGGCUCAGAAAACUAUCUUCAGUACUGGUACGCCAGUAGCUGCAGCAACAGUAGCACCUAUUUUGGCAACCAACACCAUUCCUUCAGCAACCACAGCUGGAUCUGUGUCACACACACAAGCUCCCACGAGUACUAUUGUUACUAUGACAAUGCCCUCACACUCUUCCCAUGCUACUGCUGUGACCACAUCAAACAUCCCUGUUGGGUGCUGUAGAAGCACCCUCAUACCAUCUGUUCCUGUUCAGUUCCAAUACUUUUUGCCAACCUAUCCGCCAUCUGCGUAUCCUCUGGCUGCACACACGUACACCCCCAUCACCAGUUCAGUGUCUACCAUCCGACAGUAUCCAGUUUCAGCUCAGGCUCCAAACUCCACCAUCACAGCUCAGACUGGUGUUGGGGUGGCAUCUGCAGUACACCUAAACCCCAUGCAGUUGAUGACAGUGGAUGCAUCUCAUGCUCGACAUAUCCAAGGGAUCCAACCAGCACCCAUCAGUACACAAGGGAUGCAGCCAGCUCCCAUUGGGACACAGGGAAUACAGCCAGCCCCAAUUGGAACACAGGGAAUUCACUCAGCAACCCCGAUCAACACACAAGGACUACAGCCUGCUCCAUUGAGUUCUCAGCAGCCACCAGCUGAAGGAAAAACUUCAGCAGUGGUGUUGGCAGAUGGAGCCACAAUUGUAGCCAAUCCUAUUAGCAAUACCUUCAGUGCUGCUACAGCAGCCACCACUGUAGUGCAGACCCACACCCAGAGUGUCAGCACCAACGCUCCAGCCCAGGGCUCAUCACCUCGACCAAGUAUACUCAGAAAGAAACCUGCCACUGAUGGAAUGGCAGUUCGGAAAACACUCAUUCCUCCUCAGCCUCCUGAAGUGGCCAGUCCUCGAGUGGAAAAUUCUUUGCGGAGCACAUCCGGCUCACCUAGACCUUCAGGUGCCAAGCCUAAAUCAGAAAUCCACGUGUCUAUGGCUGCUCCAGUCACUGUGUCUGUGGAGACAGUAUCUAAUCAAAAUAAUGACCAGCCCACUAUUGCAGUCCCUCCUACUAUGCAGCAGCCUACACCAGCCAUUCCAACCAUGAUUGCAGCAGCUAGUCCGCCUUCACAGUCAUCGGUCACCCUUUCAACCAUUUCUGGAGCAGUCCACAUCACUCCUCCCAUUACUACUAUUGCAGCUGCCCCACCACCAUCGGCAGCUGUGGGCAGCACCACUCACUCCUCUGUUUUGGGCCCGCCUGUUACUGAGAUAAAAGUUAAAGAAGAGGUGGAACCAAUGGACAUCAUGAGGCCAGUUUCCACAGUUCCUCCACUGGCUGCCAACACUGUGUCUCCAUCUCUUGCAUUGUUGGCUAACAACCUGUCCCUGGCAACAAGUGACCUACCACCCGGUGCCUCUCCAAGGAAAAAGCCUCGGAAGCAGCAGCAUGUGAUUUCAACAGAAGAAGGUGAUAUGAUGGAGACAAACAGCACUGAUGAUGAGAAAUCUACUGCCAAGAGUCUUCUGCUGAAGGCUGAGAAGCGCAAAUCUCCUCCCAAAGAGUAUAUUGAUGAGGAAGGUGUGAGGUAUGUUCCAGUGCGUCCAAGACCUCCCAUUACUUUGCUCCGUCACUACCGGAACCCCUGGAAGGCUGCUUACCACCACUUUCAGCGGUAUAGUGAUGUCCGGGUCAAAGAGGAGAAAAAAGCUAUGCUACAAGAAAUAGCUAAUCAAAAAGGAGUAUCUUGUCGUGCUCAAGGCUGGAAAGUCCACCUCUGUGCUGCCCAGUUACUACAGUUGACAAAUCUAGAGCAUGAUGUUUAUGAAAGACUAACCAACUUACAGGAAGGGAUUAUCCCAAAGAAAAAAGCAGCAACUGAUGAUGACUUGCACCGAAUAAAUGAGCUAAUACAGGGAAAUAUGCAGAGGUGUAAAUUGGUGAUGGAUCAAAUCAGUGAGGCCAGAGACUCCAUGCUUAAAGUGUUAGAUCACAAAGACCGUGUUCUGAAGCUGCUAAAUAAGAAUGGGACAGUUAAGAAAGUGUCAAAAUUGAAGCGAAAGGAAAAAAUCUAGACCCAGAAGAAUCAGAACUUUGGAAGCAGAAUUUAUGAAGAAUGAUGGUAGGGUUGGGGGAGGGUUUUGGUUCUUUCCACAGUGGAAUAUUGAAAUAAAGGAUAUCUUCCUUAAUUCACAUGUGAAAGCAGAGGGACCCAUGACACCCAGUGACAGAAAGAAUCAGAGAUGGCCUGGCACCAUGAACUUCUUUCUUGCUUUCAGGUGUUUCCCUUUUAAAUUUGCUAUGUGAUCAUUAAUGACUCCUGAUAGGUCAGUGUCUGCCAGGUGGAAUCAAUGACACAAAUGGCUGGCUUGCAUUUUUCAGCCUCUGUUUUAUAAACUAUAUUUAUCUAGUGGAUUCCUGCAGGACUCACAGUGAGCCUGGACUGAGAGUAUCCACGUGGACCAUCUGGUAUCUCUACACUGAAAAUAAAACCUGUUACCCUCACCCUGGUCAAUUCUUAUUCUGUCUGGCCUUUCACCCCAACACCAAAAGCUGCCAUGUCUCACAUUCUAAAGGGUUUGAACUAUUAAUUCUUGUCAUUUUUUUAAAAGAACCAUUUCAGAGUGAAAACUGUGAGAUUGUCUGUCCUGUGUUUGUCUAAGCUGGGUGUUGACGUUCAGAGCAGGCAGUACUCUGAGUUGCUCUGAGAUCCUGGUUCUGAAGAACCCUCUGGAUAACUGUACUUCUAUAGCUGGUGUCAUACUGUUAGUUGUAUGGACCACACAUCUCCAAAUUCAAUAAAGGACUCAAAGAGGUUUUUGU